AUGACGCGCGAUGCGGACGCGUCGGAGCGACGCAGAACGUCCGUUUCGGUCCUCGUGGCGAUAACAUCCAUGAUCGUUGCCUUCUUCGCGGGCACGCACGUCGGUGCGAGCACCUCGAACGUCCCGCAGAGAGGCGUAGAUUACACGAUUCCGGUAGCUUUUCGCAACGACAAUCGCGCAGAGGAGGAAGAGAGGGCGUACCGUCGAGACAAGGCGACAGGCGGUGACGACGCGCGCAAAAGAACGCUCCAUGCGUCGCUCGCGCCAGAUCGAGACGAAUCCGUGGAUUACUGCAUCCUCGGCGCGGGUCCGGGUGGUAUCCAGACUGGAACAUACAUAUUGAGAGACAUUCCGAGCGCGACGCUCGUGGUGUUGGAGAAGCGAUCUUCCGCCGGCUCGUUCUUUCAGCGGUUUCCGAUCCAUCGGAAGUUGAUCAGCAUUAACAAGCGUUACUUUACAGAAAAGCAAACAGACGCAGACUUCCGCUUGCGUCACGAUUGGAACUCCCUCAUCGAUCCGCUUGACGACGCCGAGCCAAAUCGACUACGUCUAUUGAUGCAAAACUACAGCGACGAGUACUAUCCGCAUGCGAGUGAUCUGGCGCGCUACCUUGAUGAUUUUGCGACUGAAAAACUUGAAGGGUUGGUUUCAUACAACACUGAAGUGUUUUCCAUCGCAAAGGAAAAAACGCGUUCCGCAUUCAUCGUCAAGACAUCAAAGGGAGAAUGGCGAUGCGGUAACGUCAUCUCAGCCACUGGUUUGUCGGCGCCAACUCAAUUAUCGGCGCACUUUUGGCAUCCGAAAGUAAUCGGCUACGAGCAAUUGACGGACGACGUCUCGAUGUUCGCCGGUAAACGCGUCGCGGUUUUGGGUGCUGGAAACGCCGGAUUCGAGACCGCGGCGGCGAUAUCCAAAGUCUCGGCGCACACCGACAUUUUUGCUUCGAGUGAAAUUCGCUUCGCGCACCAAACGCAUUACCCCGGGGCAUUGCGAAUCCCCAACGCGGCUUUCUUGGAUCAGUAUUUGCUCAAGAGUUUGGACUCGAUGAUAAUGAUCGACGAUAUGAUCAUGUCACAGCUGCGGAUCACAGAAGGCUUUGGCGGUGUCGUCCUGAGGAUCAAGGGCAACGUGGACAUCGACGACAUCAUCGCAUCCGGGGAUAAACGCAGGUGCCGGGCGCUCGAAUAUUGUUUCUUCUACGAUUACGUUAUCCGCGCCAUCGGCUGGAAGUUUGAUCGAACUAUAUUUAAACAGUCUACCGUACCGAAACUUGAGAAACCUGGUGAGGUAACGAAGCGCGGGGGUAAAUAUCCGUCCAUGACAGCGACGUACGAAUCGAGGAAUGUGCCCGGACUGUACUUUGCCGGUGCGGUGGCGCACGCCCUCGACUUUCAGCGCUCGGCGGGCGGUUUCAUUCACGGAUUCAGGUACACGUCGAGAGCUCUCACUCGGUAUCUCGACGUGAAAAACCACGGAGGCUCUUGGCCCACGGUGAUUUUGCGUGGUAGUACGCACGCGCUGAUGCACGCGUCGCAACGUAUCAACACAGCUUCAUCCUUAUAUCAAAUGUACGGCACGCUAGCCGACGUCAUACUGAUCGAUGCGACGUCGACGCAGAAUGCGUAUCCGACCGUUGAUGGCGUCAUGGAGGACGCCAUGCGUGGCGCUCGUUACCACAUUGACGUCCCAAUGAAAAUGCUCCGCGACGGCGUAUUCGUGACCGGGCCGUCGAAUGAAACUGGUCGAAGUGCCGGCGGGGGGUUUAUUGUGACGAUCACGAUGGAAUUCGGCGAGACGUUUCACGGGCGCUUCGUUGUCGAUCACGGAAGUCGGAACACACGGACAGGGGAGUUUCUCAGCGAAGCAGAACUCGAAAACCAGCGGAACCUAUUCCUACAUCCGGUGCUUAGAUUGUUUCGGCGAGCCAGCCGCCGCGACGGUACCGUGGCGAUUGUACCAAACUCUCAACCAGAGUACACCGUACACUUGGCUGAGGACUUAGCGACAGAUUGGACGCAUCCUACAGUGCACCGCGACGUCAUGCGCAAAUUCAUCCGUCGCGCAGUCGUGUUGGCCAACGGCGUCUCGCGGGGAUCGGAGCUCGGGCUGGUCGAGCUCACCGGCGAGAGCGUGUUUGAAGCGCAGUUCAGCUCUGACUUCAGACUCGGCGUAUUUGACACGAUUCGUGCGUUGUGGUCGUCGCGAAGAUCGACAUUCUAA
Molecule: messenger RNA, 2220 nt
Organism: Ostreococcus tauri
Lineage: Eukaryota; Viridiplantae; Chlorophyta; Mamiellophyceae; Mamiellales; Bathycoccaceae
Product: FAD-dependent pyridine nucleotide-disulphide oxidoreductase
Exons: 1
Coding region: 1-2220 (739 amino acids)
Molecular function (GO): flavin adenine dinucleotide binding; monooxygenase activity
Source: RefSeq, a predicted model, not a curated record